Molecule: messenger RNA, 305 nt
Organism: Paramecium pentaurelia
Lineage: Eukaryota; Ciliophora; Oligohymenophorea; Peniculida; Parameciidae
Source: the annotation of a GenBank genome assembly
AUGAAAAAUAGUGUUAUAGCUAAUGCUUUAAAUACUAUAAAUUAAUUUGAAUUUGAGUUGGAGUAUUAUGAUUCAGCUAAUCAAAUAAAUCCAGAAAUUGCAGAUUAUUAUUAUGUCAAAGGUAUCAUGAUCAUGAAUACAAUAUAGCUGAUAAUCUAGAGAAUAUGAAUAGAUUUGAAGAAGCAUUGGAGUAUUAUGAUUCAGCUAUUCAGAAAAACCCUGAAAAAGCAGAUUAUUUUAUUGGUAAAGGUAUUUGCAAAACAAAAAUUCUAAGCCAAUACUUUAUACCAAUUAAAAAAUUUUGA